GGUGAUUGACGGCGGUGCUGCUGCUGGAAGGUGUCAUGGCUGCUGGCGCUGCGACGGGGAAGGUGCAUGUCAGUGACAUUUUCCGCACCAUGAGCUAUGGACCAGUCCCCGAGACCCCCAAGAACGCCCAGGCCUGGCUAGAUUAUCACAAGCGAUGUUUCGGUCAUUUCAUUGGAGGAAAAUGGGUGAAGCCUGAAAACCGGAAGUUCUCCGCAUCAAAAAACCCUGCUAAUGGAGAAUCUCUGGCCACUACCAUCGAGGGUGAGGAAGCAGAUGUAGAACUAGCAGUUAAUGCGGCAAAGAAGGCUUUUGAGUCCUGGAGCAAGCUGCCAUGUCAUGUGAGAGCGAGGCAUCUCUACAGUGUUGCCAGAAAUGUUCAGAAGCAUCAGAGGCUACUGAGUGUGCUGGAGAGCAUGGACAAUGGGAAGCCAAUCCGUGAGUCACGAGACUGUGACAUCCCGCUGGUAGUGCGACACUUUUAUCACCAUGCUGGCUGGGCACAGCUCAUGGAUGUCGAAAUGAAGGACUGGAAGCCAGUAGGUGUCGUUGCGGCAAUAGUUCCCUGGAACUUCCCUUUGAUGUUGCUGACUUGGAAGAUUUGUCCAGCUCUAGCUAUGGGUAACACAGUGGUGCUGAAACCAGCAUCGUACACUCGACUUACCGCCCUGCUGUUUGCCGAGAUCUGUGCAGAGGCUGGCCUCCCACCCGGUGUGUUCAAUGUGGUGACAGGAAAUGGAGCAUUUGGCAGCAAACUGGCGACACAUCAGAAUGUGGACAAGGUUGCCUUCACCGGCUCUACCACGGUUGGGCAGCUCCUCCGUCGAUCUACAGCUGGCACCGGCAAGAAACUAUCACUGGAACUUGGCGGGAAAUCUCCUUUCAUUGUGUUUGAUACAGCGGAUAUGGACAGUGUGGUAGAAGGCCUGGUGGAUGCGAUUUGGUUUAACCAAGGACAGGUGUGCAGCGCAGGCUCUAGGCUGCUGAUGCAGGAGUCAAUUGCAGACGACCUGAUUAAGCGGCUGAAGCAACGAAUGCAACGCCUACGUGUGGGUGACAGCCUGGACAAAGGCAUUGACAUGGGUGCAUUGGUGGAUGAAUCGCAGAAGAAGACGAUCAUGGAGUAUGUGGAACAGGCCAAGGCUGAAGGAGCAGAUGUGUACCAGAUGUGUGAAGAAAUGCAUCAGAAGACUCAGAAGGGUCUCUUCUAUCCACCCACCCUCAUCACCAAUGUGAACACAGUGUCCCGUGUUGUCCGUGAAGAGAUUUUUGGACCAGUUUUGGUAGCUCUGACAUUCCGAACCACGAAGGAGGCUAUUGCUUUGGCAAACAACUCACCGUAUGGACUCGCGGGCAGCGUCUGGACUGAAAACCUGCCGUUGGCACUGGAGGUGGCAAUGAGUUUGAAGGCUGGUGCGGUCUGGGUGAACGGACACAACAUGUUUGAUGCUGCGGCUGGCUUUGGAGGGUACAAAGAAAGUGGAUUUGGACGGGAUGGUGGAAAAGAGGGCUUGUAUGAGUACGUGAGGCCUGUCUGGGAAGAACGACCCCAUCCGAACCCAGGAGAGGUUCAGUAUGGUACGUAUGCAGCCGUACAUGGAGCAGAUCUACCGCCAAUCCCAGGACAAAUAGCCCGACCCAAGCUACACCAGACUGAUGCCAUUCCGAGCAUUGACCGUACAUAUAAACUGUACUAUGGAGGUGCUCAGAAGAGGCCUUACAGCAUGUACUCGCGGCCCAUUUUUGACCACUGUGGCAGGGCCCUGGCCUAUGUCGGUGAUUGUAACCGGAAAGAUGUUCGAAAUGCAGUCGAGGCAGCUCAUGCAGGAGCACCCGGCUGGGGGAAGCGAGCUGCACACAACAGGGCUCAGAUUAUCUACUACAUGGCGGAGAACCUGGAGGUACGCCGGGAAGAGAUGGCGCAGCACCUGAGCACCCUGACUGGUGUUGACAUCGAGGAAGCCCUAAGAGAAGUGGACUCAAGCAUUGAGAGACUUUUUUACUGGGGCGCCUAUUGUGACAAAUAUGGGGGCACAGUGCAGGAAACCCUGCUUUAUGGUGCCACAGUCAUGGUUCGGGAGCCGGUUGGGGUGAUAGCCAUUGCGUGCCCAGAUGAGAAUCCCCUGCUCAGCUUUGUGAGUCUCUUUGCUCCAGCCAUUGUUCGAGGAAAUGCAGUCGUCAUUGUCCCCAGUGAGAGGUAUCCUCUGCCAGCCUUGGAACUCUACCAGGUCUUUGAAACCUCUGAUCUUCCUGCCGGUGUUGUGAAUAUUCUGACUGGAUGUCGAGACCACCUCAGUAAAUUCCUAGUCGAGCAUCAAGAUGUCCAAGCCAUGUGGUAUUUCGGAUCUGAAAAAGGGUCAAAGUUUGUUGAGUGGUCAUCAGCUGCAAAUGUGAAGCGGACCUGGGUGAACUACGGGGUCCAGCGUGACUGGUGGAACCCUCAGCAGGGGGCAGGAGAAGAGUUUCUGUACCAAGCUACACAGUGCAAGAACAUCUGGAUUCCAAUGGGAGAAAUCUUUGCCAACUAGAGCCACAAUACCUUGGGCUAACAGACUACAACAUUCCCCCACCUUUCCAGAAUGUACUUCUUGUUUCAGGAGGGCAACAAUCAAUGAUUUUUAACAGUCUAGCUAAAUUUACAUGCCUUUCCCAUUGUGACAUGAAUAUUGAGUUAGACAGCAAACAGCAAAGUUUUCCAACCUAAUUGGUCACAGAUCUGGUCAAUACUUUCACUCGUGUUGGUAGGGUAUCUGAUGAGCGGGAAACACAGACAACAGCUAUCAGCAAACUAAAAGAAUAAUGUCCAUAUCGUUUAUAGAUUUCAGACUGGCAUAAAUUGGGGAUCAGAAAUGGAUCAUAGCUCAGAUGACAAUGAACAGGUUUAGUUUUUUUUUGUAACUGCAGUUUCGACUGUUGUAAAUUAAAGUGUGUUUCAAGUUU
Molecule: messenger RNA, 2937 nt
Organism: Carcharodon carcharias (great white shark)
Lineage: Eukaryota; Metazoa; Chordata; Chondrichthyes; Lamniformes; Lamnidae
Gene: aldh16a1
Product: aldehyde dehydrogenase 16 family, member A1
Exons: 17
Coding region: 36-2525 (829 amino acids)
Molecular function (GO): oxidoreductase activity, acting on the aldehyde or oxo group of donors, NAD or NADP as acceptor
Source: RefSeq, a predicted model, not a curated record